AUGCCAUAUGCUAGAUUGGUUGGGAGUUUGAUGUAUGCUCAAGUGUGUACAAGGCCAGAUAUAUCUUUUGCUGUGAAUAUGUUAUCAAGGUAUCAGUCAAGUGCAGGUCAUGCACAUUGGGUGGCUGGUAAGAAAGUAUUGAGGUAUUUGAAGAAAACCAAAAGUCACAUGUUGGUUUACAGAAGAAUUGAAGAUCAAGAACUUGAAGUGGAAGCUUAUACUGAUGCAUCGUACAAGUCAGAUUCAGAUGACUUGAAAUCGACAUCAGGUUAUAUAUUUGUUAUGGCUGGAGGAGCAAUUUCAUGGAAAACAGCUAAACAAACUCUGAUAGAAACUUCAACCUUUCAGGCUGAAUAUAUAGCCAUCUUUGAAGCAACUGGGCAUGCACUAUGGUUGAAAAAUUUCAUUGCUCACUUAAAGAUUGUAGAAUCUGUGUCAAGGCCUAUAACAAUCUACUGUGAUAAUGCAUCUGCAGUAUUCUUUUCAAAGAAUAAUAAAAGGUCUUCAGGUUCUAAGAACAUUGAUGUGAAAUACUUUGCAGUGAGAGAAAGUGUCAGAGAUGAGGAGAUAGAGGUAGUGAAGAUUGGAACUAAAGAUCAAUUGGCUGAUCCUUUGACAAAAGCCUUGGCAGUUUCUGAUUUUAUUAGACACACCAAAAAUAUGGGAGUGUUGGACAGUUUCAAUCCUGAUGAAGUCUGA
Rosa chinensis is the source of this 699-nucleotide messenger RNA. RefSeq names its product secreted RxLR effector protein 161-like. Gene Ontology annotation, molecular function: nucleic acid binding. NCBI's taxonomy places the organism in Eukaryota, Viridiplantae, Streptophyta, Magnoliopsida, Rosales, Rosaceae. The transcript has a single exon. The record is from RefSeq and is a predicted model, not a curated record. Bases 1 to 699 code for a protein of 232 amino acids.